Messenger RNA from Aspergillus glaucus CBS 516.65, 411 nucleotides. RefSeq lists its product as uncharacterized. The record is from RefSeq and is a predicted model, not a curated record. Bases 1 to 411 code for a protein of 136 amino acids. NCBI's taxonomy places the organism in Eukaryota, Fungi, Ascomycota, Eurotiomycetes, Eurotiales, Aspergillaceae. The transcript has a single exon.
AUGGCAGAACUCGUCGGGUUGCUACAAGAAGUUGAGUGCAAGAGCUAUCUCGAUAGGGACACUAAACUCAAAGACGCUGAAGUCCUUGACGAUUUGGCGAAUACCCUUAUCUCUGAACCCCAGUCAGAAAUAAUCGCAGUUGAUAUUCAGCGGGCUAACAAUAAGGUCACGCUAACUCUCGCAACAAAUGGAACCGUCAAAAAGUCAACCGUGGCCCAUGCCAGGCUAAUAUGGAAGUAUCUGCAGGAUUUCACUGGAGUAAAAGAUUCUCAGAUAUAUCCAACAAAAGAAUGCAACCUUCAUCCUCAAGUCGUCGAGUUCAAGCGUCUUGCUUAUAAGUUUUCGUCCCAGAGGUUGUUGAGACUGUUGGCGAAGCGUCGAGGAGACACAUCAGGGUUUAACUCGUUUUGA